AUGAAAUACCGACGCCUUCCCACUUCCCACAUCACCGACGUCAACCGGCUUCACACCGCCGCGAUUCUCAUCUCCGUCACCCGCCACGGCCUGCACAACCAUUCCAUUCAUGCCAACGCGCAAGCGCUCGCCUUCACAAUGGCGGCGCAUCAGCACACCGCACCCGCCCCCGCGUCCCCCGCACCCUCAAACUCAACCCAUCAAGCCCCCAUAACCUUCGACGAUGAGACGAUCGACGCAUUCGAGAUGGACGCCGACGACGGUUACGCCUCCGCCUCGCCAGCGCCGUCCCUCCACGCCGGGACGAUGUCGCUGUCGCCGUCCGUUCGCGACUACGCUUUUGAAAAUAACCGGCGCUAUCACCGAUACCGCGAGGGGCGGUACCAUUUUCCGAAUGACGAUAGUGAGCAGCAGAGGGAGUUUAUGAAGCAUCUGGUGAUGGCGCACAUGAUGAGCGGCAAGUUGCAUGAGGCGCCUGUAAGGAAUCCGCAGAAGGUGUUGGAUGUUGGGACCGGGACAGGGGUCUGGGCUAUCGAUGUGGGCGACGAGUACCCCGAAGCAGCAGUUACAGGCAUCGAUCUGUCGCCGAUAUGGCCAGACUGGGUCCCCCCGAAUGUCAAAUUUGUAGUAGACGACGCCGAGGCAGAGUGGUUCCACGAGCCCGACAGUUUCGACUUCAUCCGGCUGGGAAACAUGGCGCCUUCAAUACAAGAGUGGCCGAAGCUCCUCGAGUCAGCGUACAAAACGCUCAAACCGGGAGGCUGGAUCGAGCUCCAAGAAAUGCGCUGGGUCUACGGCUGCGACGACGGGACCAUGCCGGAUGACUUUGCGCCUAUGAAGAUGGUGGAUCUCAUCAGCCAGGGCCUGGCGCGGUUCGGGGUUGACAUGCACGCCGCGGAACGCAACCCGGCGCGUCUUGCGGCUGCGGGGUUCACUAAUAUCAGACACCAGAUGCGGGGCUAG
Colletotrichum siamense is the source of this 963-nucleotide messenger RNA. Its product is annotated as Secondary metabolism regulator LAE1. The record is from RefSeq and is a predicted model, not a curated record. Gene Ontology annotation, molecular function: methyltransferase activity. Bases 1 to 963 code for a protein of 320 amino acids. Lineage: Eukaryota; Fungi; Ascomycota; Sordariomycetes; Glomerellales; Glomerellaceae. The transcript has 4 exons.